Messenger RNA from Gopherus flavomarginatus (Mexican gopher tortoise), 3908 nucleotides. RefSeq names its product 24-dehydrocholesterol reductase (gene DHCR24). The transcript is spliced from 9 exons. The record is from RefSeq and is a predicted model, not a curated record. Bases 93 to 1643 code for a protein of 516 amino acids. Gene Ontology annotation, cellular component: cytoplasm; membrane. Gene Ontology annotation, biological process: steroid metabolic process. Lineage: Eukaryota; Metazoa; Chordata; Testudines; Testudinidae. Gene Ontology annotation, molecular function: FAD binding; Delta24(24-1) sterol reductase activity.
GGUAAAGAGGUGAGGGAGGGGCUCUGUGAGGGGCAGGAGCUGAGGACAGGGCAGGGCUGCAGGGCACAGGCAGGGUCUUCUAGGGGCCCAAGAUGGACCCCUUGCUGUCACUGGGUGCUGGGCUCCUGCUACUCGCGCUGUGGGUGCGGCACAAGGGGCUGGAGUACCUGCUGGUUCACCACCGCUGGGUCUUCGUCUGUCUCUUCCUGUUGCCCCUCUCUGUUCUGUUCGACAUCUACUACCAACUGCGGGCCUGGGCCGUGUGGAGGCUGCACAGCGCCCCUCAGCAGCACGCCCAGCGUGUCCGCCACAUCCAGGCACAGGUGCAGGAAUGGAAAAAUGAAGGUGGGAAAACAUACAUGUGUACUGGCCGACCUGGCUGGCUAACAGUAUCACUUCGUGUUGGAAAGUACAAGAAGACUCAUAAGAAUAUAGUCAUCAACUUAAUGGGCAUUCUAGAGGUAGACAUUGAAAGACAGGUUGUCCGUGUGGAACCGUUGGUCACCAUGGGGCAGUUGACAGCACAUCUGAAUCCUAUGGGCUGGACUCUUCCAGUGGUACCUGAACUUGAUGAUCUCACAGUAGGAGGUCUGAUCAUGGGAACUGGCAUUGAGUCUUCAUCCCAUAUCUAUGGACUAUUUCAACAUACCUGUUUGGCCUACGAACUUGUACUUGCUGAUGGAAGCCUUGUGAGAUGUACACCAACUGAAAAUUCAGACCUAUUUUAUGCAGUGCCUUGGUCUUGUGGUACUCUGGGAUUCCUGGUUGCUGCGGAAAUAAAAAUAAUUCCUGCUAAGAAAUAUGUAAAAUUACAUUACAAGCCUGUGAGAGGUUUGGAAAAGAUAUGUGAAAAAUUUACUGAGGAAUCUAAAAAGAAAGAGAAUAACUUUGUGGAAGGACUGGUGUACUCCUUGGAAGAAGCAGUCAUUAUGACAGGAGUCUUCACUGACGAAGCUGAAGACAGCCAGAUAAACAGAAUUAGUAACUACUACAAACCAUGGUUUUUUAAGCAUGCGGAGAAGUAUCUGAAGGCUAAUCAAACUGGAAUAGAGUACAUUCCCUCAAGACAUUACUACCACCGACAUACCAGGAGUAUCUUCUGGGAACUCCAAGAUAUCAUCCCCUUUGGCAAUAACCCUGUAUUUCGUUACCUCUUUGGCUGGAUGGUUCCACCAAAAAUCUCACUAUUAAAACUGACACAAGGAGAAGCUAUUCGAAAGCUGUAUGAGCAACAUCAUGUUGUACAAGACAUGUUGGUCCCAAUGAAAAGCCUUGAAAAAUCUAUCAGUACCUUCCACAGUGACCUGAAUGUUUACCCACUGUGGUUAUGUCCUUUCAUAUUACCCAAUAAUCCUGGCAUGGUCCACCCAAAAGGAGAUGAAAUGGAGCUCUAUGUAGAUAUAGGAGCUUAUGGAGAGCCUAAAACAAAGCAGUUUGAAGCCAGGGAAUCUAUGAGACAAAUGGAAAAGUUUGUAAGAAACGUGCAUGGUUUCCAGAUGUUGUAUGCAGAUUGCUACAUGAACCGUGAGGAAUUCUGGGAUAUGUUUGAUGGUUCACUAUACCACAAGCUGAGGGAGCAAAUGAAUUGCAAGAAUGCUUUUCCAGAGGUGUAUGAUAAAAUCUGCAAAGCAGCACGGCACUGAAUCUGGAUAACCUAAGCAAGCAAUCAGGGAAGGAUGGAUUUACCUGUAGUAGUCAGUAUAUCCUUAUAAAAGCUUUAUCACUGUUCAAAUAAGCUCAUGUUGAUGUUUAAAAAUACAGAUUUCUGUUUUAUAAAUUCACAUUCAAUAACUGUUAGUAUGUUUUUCAAACAAUUUCCCCAAUUCAUAGUAAUUUCAUUUCAGGAAUCAAAGUCUUAGCCUACCACCUCUCUUUGUAGCUUAGUUGCAGACAUAGCAAUGUAGAUGUAAAUUUACAUAUUUCUAACUGUAGGGGGGGAAAUUUGGAAAGAUAAAGAUACUUAAGUAAAUAAGUUAUUUAUUGCAGUGUACAUCUGAGACAGGUAAGAAGGUCACAAAAUUCGGUGCCAAAGUUGAGAGAAUUAUUUUCAAAUUAAUUAUGACUUUAAAAAUGUCUUUUUCAAAUCGGUAACUGGUGCAAGGUUUAAACUUAAGAGAAGUCAAAAGUUAACGCAGUUUAGAGAUGGUUACUGAAAUCUUCAAACUAAACUCAUAUUACUAAUGCAGGUAAAUAAAUGGUCAUUGACAAAUGUCUUCAUUUCAGACCUGAAUAUCAAAAUUUGUAGAAAAUCCAUUUUGAUUGUGCCUAUCUGAUUUGUACUGAUUCUGUUUAUAAAUGUGUGAGUGGUCAUGAGUUUUAGGGAUCUUUUUUUUUCUUCUUUUUUUAAUUAAUAUGAUUUGAAGAGGAAGCAUUUUGGCUUCCUAGACUACUGAAAAUCUCUGCUGCUAUUCCAUAUAGACAUGUAUUAAAUACAAUUUGUUACUUGCUGUGGGGUCUAUUUUACUUUUUUAUUAUGGUUAAUUUUAGUGCCUCAUAAGUAUUCAGUUGGAGAAGAUAUGGGCCAUUUCAGACCAUUCUAUUCUUUUAGAGGGUGGGAGGGGAACUAAAAGACCCAUUGUCAACAUUAAUAAUUUAGUUAUAUAAGGUCCAUUUGAAUAAAUAUUGGUGAUAAUUGUAGGGGACAACCUAAAAUCGAGUUGUGUAGUGGAAGUUUGAAAUACACAAGACAUGGCUCUGACUUUUUGCUUUCCAUUUUAGCUGGAUUAGUUUGAUAGGUUUUAAAAAAAGACCCCUUCAACCAACUGAAGAAGAAAUAACAUUAGAAAAAUCUGCAGAGGGCUUACUAUUCAAGCCCCUUUUCUAACUGUGUGUUUCAUGAGCAUGAAAACAGUUUGACAUUGCAUAUGGUACAACAUUUUUUAAAUUGAGUCUGCAUCUGGUCCAAACUACUUAAAGUUGUUGUUUUAACAUUUGUUGGGCUUGUGGAGAAAUGUUAUGUUCUUGCAUUCUGCAUAAUGUGAAAACAGUUAUAAAACAAUUGUCAAUGGUGGGUGGUGGUUCCUUUUUUAUGUUCUAGUUCAAUGCUAAACCAAUGAUUGUUUAGUGAUUGAUAGACAUUUAUAAUGCAGAUUAAACCACUGAUAAGGCAGUAAUGGAAAAUAAACUUGGUCAUUCACUCUCAGUGUUGCAUACUGGGCCAAAUUGCAACCUUGCUGGUGCUGCCAUGCGGGGGAGUAAAGGGAUAUAAGUCAUCCCCUUAUGGCCCUUUGUAUGUUGCCCAUACUGUGUGUGUCAGUCCAGGGGGAGACAUAACCAAUGCAGAGCAGGUACAUCCCCCUCCAUCUGCAUACAUGAGUGCAACAGGGAGAGGAAUGGCUGGAGCCCAGGCUCAGCCCCCACUCCAGUGUGCAGGCCAGCACAGCUGUGUCAGCACUCCAGAGACUGUAUGCUGUGCCAGGUAUAGACCUUGGAGCAAGGGCUUCUGGAAAAACAUUGUGAUUGUGUCAUAAUCUAUCUUCCAGUCUGCUCCUGGGGCAGCAAAAUAAUGGCUGCCCCUUUCUCAUGGCAGAGCCAUGAUUUCACCUGUUAUCUGUAGGAUACUCUGUACUGAGCGAGAAUUGGUUCACUUAGCUUUUGAAAGGCAAUGUUAAAAAUAAAAGAUAUGCAAAGAUAUUAAAAUAGUAUGUCUCUAACUUGGGUAUUCAUAGUCUUUAGUUAUACACUGUAUUUGUUACUUCAUAAUUUGCCUUUGCACACUUUUGGUACAACAUGAUUUUAAUGUUGUGUAACUAUGGUUAUCGUGAACACACGCACUCUUUCUUUCUCUCUUUCUCUCUCUCUCUCAUAUAUGCACAUUGCUGCUGAUGGAGUUUGAAAUUCUUGGCUGUAUGAGCUGUUACAAUUAAAAAUUAUAACCAGUUGUACUGUUAAAAUGUUGUUUUUUUAUG